AUGACAACACAUUUCAGCAAAGGACCAACAUUCGGACUGUCAGCUGAAGUCAAGAGUAAGUUGGCUCAGAAGUAUGACCCUCACAAAGAGGAGGAGCUUCGCCUGUGGAUGCAGGAAGUGACAGGACGCAGGAUUGGAGACAAUUUCAUGGAGGACCUGAAGGAUGGGGUCAUCCUUUGCGAGCUGAUCAACACACUGCAGCCGGGGUCCGUGAAAAAGAUAAACAACUCCACACAGAACUGGCACCAGCUGGAAAAUAUAGGAAACUUUGUCAGAGCCAUAACAGACUUUGGACUGAAGCCACACGACCUGUUUGAAGCCAACGACCUGUUUGAGAACGUCAACCACACCCAGGUGCAGAGCACGCUGAUUGCUUUGGCAGGAGUGGCAAAGACCAAAGGUUUCCACACUAAGCAUGACACCGGCGUGAAGUAUGCCGAGAAACAGCAUCGGCGCUUCAACGUCGAGAAGCUGAAGGAGGGGCGCAACAUCAUCGGCCUGCAGAUGGGCACCAACAAGUUUGCGAGUCAGAAAGGAAUGACAUCAUACGGGACACGCCGCCACCUUUACGAUCCCAAGACGAGCAUGGAGAAGCCGCUGGACCAGUCCACCAUCAGCCUACAGAUGGGAACCAAUAAAGGGGCCAACCAGUCCGGAAUGACGGCACCCGGCACCAAGAGACAGAUCUUCGACAAGAAGGUGGACUUGGAGGCGUGCGACACGUCCACCGUCUCGCUGCAGAUGGGCACCAACAAGGUGGCGUCCCAGAAGGGCAUGACGGUGUACGGCCUCCCGCGCCAGGUCUACGACAGCAAGUACUGCGCCGCCUCCGACAGCCACGUCAACAAUGGCGAGGAGUACGACUACGACGGCUACAAGUACUACCCCGACUAGCGAAGGUGGAGCGCCCCCUAGACCGCUGUCUCCGCCCCCCAGUCUCGCCCCUGGGCCUUGCUGGCUGGGGCGCAUUUCCGAAGAUCAACCAAGUACUCCCAAACCCCCCCCCCCCCAUUUCCAUAAAACCCCUCUGCACUUCCAAGCAACUUAAAGUCACUGCUUUUUCAUGGAGGGGGGGGCGGCUUUUCUACUCUAUAUUUUGCAGAUGCUUGAGCCCCCAAAACAGGUCACUGCAGUGUCAGUCUGUUUUUUUUGUCAUUUUGUUUUUGACAAUUAGAACAGAUAGUCCGCGUCUAUGGCGUCAAUUUUGUGCCAAACGUAGGCACAAAAUUGACGCCAUACUGAAUUUAAGACUAGAAAUACAUCUGUGAGAAACGGCACAGGUGAUCUAGUUGUAACGCAGUUCUCUGGAGUUUUAACUGUAAUUUUAAACUCAGACUAAAUUUGUUCUUAUUGCCCUGUUUAGUCAUAUUUAUUAUUGAUAGUCAAGUUUUUUAUUGAGGGUGUCUAAGAUACCUUUUCCAUUCUAGGGGUAAGUCAGAAAACAUAAAAGACCCACAUUCUACGUGAAUUCAGCCAUAGAAAAACUAUUUUGCCCUCAUAAACGUCCCUCUUAAUGCUGACAUUUGUAGCAAUGAAGAGCUGGGAACGGGUUCACAGACAAUGAAUAUGAGAGGCUUUCAGUGUGGCCUUCCGAACACUGAUAGCAGUGUACCUGCCAAACUCCACGUUCCCAUUGGACACCGACCAUCAGACACAGUCUUCUGGCCCGGAAGAUGGAAGGUCAGCUGCAAGUAUAUCCUGUUGUUUCAGACUAACAUUCCUGAUUCUUAGUUGUUUUUGUGAUCUCUGGCUCACAGAGCAAUCAGAGAUAAGACAGAUUUUCCCACCAGUGCAGUGCUUGACAAAUUAUUUUUUAUACAUUUCUGCUGUCGAACUGGUCAAACUGAUGACCAGUAACAUCACACCACCUUGAUGACAAAAAAAAAAGUGAUUCUCCGAAUUAUAAUGAUUUUCCACAGUUUUUUUGAGCAUGGGGCCUAGAAUAUAGGCUGUGCUUUGUCCUGCUCGAGCAUAAUCUCCCAUCUGGUGUUUUGCAGUGUUACUCAGUUGUAGAUACACUGUUGGUGCUAUGAAACAUAAGCAUAAUUAACUCAUUCAUGCUGAUGAACGCCGUCUGAAAUGGCAUUCCUAAACAUUAUGAUCCUGGGCCCCCCAAUAUAAAUUUCACUGCCCUUUCAUGACCCGUCAGACUGCAGAAAUAAAUGCUGGAUGUGCGGUAUACAAACUGUUAUUUGUACAGAAUACCCUACAAUACAUUAAAAAGGGACAUGGUUUAAAAAGCAUUUGAAUUCUGAUUAUGAAAUAAAUGAUUUCCUACUGACAGACUGACUGAAAAAAGCAUUGUAUCCAGUGUUUAUUCAAAUUAAUACUGUUUAUACAUAAUGCUUAAUGUGACUGUGAAAUAAAAUUUACACAUUUCUUUUGAGACAAAAAUGCAUGAUUUACUGAUUGAUUAGUAUUUUAAUUAAGUGUCAUUCACCCUACUGAGAGGGUCUACAACACACUUGGUGAAACAUUCAAUGUGUACAUGUCACAUAUUAGGCUGUAGCUUAGUUAUACUGUUUGAAAAAUCCCUAGAAAACCUAGUGCUGUGAAAAAGUAUUUAUAUUACUUAUUCACUUGGGUGAUAUGGGUUUGAUAACUUUUUCAUUAAAUAAAUGAAAUUAUUUUCAAAAUGUG
Molecule: messenger RNA, 2640 nt
Organism: Anguilla anguilla (European eel)
Lineage: Eukaryota; Metazoa; Chordata; Actinopteri; Anguilliformes; Anguillidae
Product: calponin-1-like
Exons: 7
Coding region: 1-894 (297 amino acids)
Biological process (GO): actomyosin structure organization
Molecular function (GO): actin binding
Source: RefSeq, a predicted model, not a curated record